Molecule: messenger RNA, 1364 nt
Organism: Pelodiscus sinensis (Chinese soft-shelled turtle)
Lineage: Eukaryota; Metazoa; Chordata; Testudines; Trionychidae
Source: RefSeq, a predicted model, not a curated record
CCUGGAAGAUCCCCUGAGAUGCCCCCCACACACCCAGAGCUCAGCCCCCUUGAGUCAUCUGUCACAGUCCUAGAGUCCAGCCCCCCUGAGCUGCCUCCCACACUCUCUGAGCUGCCUCCCAUAGUCCCAGAGUCUGGCUCCUCUAGGUUGGCCUCUCCCACCCCUCCUGAGCUGCCAUGUUCCCCGGAGUUGCCCCUCCCUGCCCUGGAGUUGGCUGUGACUAGCAAGAUGUGGGAUCCCUCCAUAGACCCUCCCCUGCUGAUGGAUAAGCAGGCUUGGCACAGUGAGCAGGUACAGCAGUGGGAGCCACAGAGGCCAGCAGGCCAGGCUGGAUUGCAGAAGCAGGAGGUGCUGUCCCACCUGCUGCAGGAGAACCAGGCCCUGCGGACUGAGCUGAUGCUGUGGCAGUCCCAGGGCCAAGCAGAAUGUGCCAUGUCUACCAUGGGAGACAGACAAUACCAGGAGACGUCAGCCACCCUGCCAUCAGUGCCCCUCAGAGACAGAGGCUGUGGGGACCUUGCUUAUGUUCUCCAGACUCCCUGGCCGGGGACACGGGAUGCCCAGACCCAGACAGAGGGGUCGGUGUGGGGUGGGCGCCGCAGAGAGUUCAUCUCAGUGGCCUUUGACCACACUCAUUAUGAGCCCUAUGGGUUGCCUGAGGUCGUCAUGAAGGGUUUUGCCGACAUCCCCUCUGGCCCCUCCUGCCCUUAUGUCCUUCGGAGGGGCAUCCUGGGUAGCACCCCAUUGGCCCAGCUUAUGCCCAGAGCUGAGCCAGAGGAGGAUCCCACUGAACCUGACAUGGGUACAAGUGUCUGAGAGCAUCUACUCUGCUGGCCUGGGUGGCAGAAAUGUGCUCCCCCCCCAACCACACUAGCUACUAAGAUCCCUGAUGCUGCCUGCAACUCCCCAGCUGCUACGUGCCUCCCCUCUGGCUGAGAAGGGGAGUCCCUCCUCGCCCCCUCUACAGCUGGAUACAUAUAACCCUCAGAUUUAUUUUACAACCUGGCUUCCUCAAUGUGCUAAAAAUUGUGGAUGCUGCCCACCUGCGUGCCCCACAGCUCAAUGGGCUCAGAGCUGCUCCACACAAAGAAGGGGAGAGCUUGAGGAAUGGGGUUAAUUGGAAUCUCUGCCCUUCCCCCACCACAGUUUGAAGGGGGUUAAGCUCUCUCUGCAUGGCUCAGGAAUCAAAGGGUGGGUUGUGUCCACCCACACAAAGUUUGAAGCAGCUGCAGUUUGGAGUCACCCUCCCUAAAAGGGGCUCAGCUGAAGUGCCGUGGAGAAGAGGUGGCACAACACAGGGAGGCUGUCCCCCUGCUCAGGGGUUUGUGUGUAACUGUCUCCCCCGACCCGAAUAAAUUUCCUUG